AUGUGCGAUGAGAACCUCUACGUCGACGCUUGGUGGGCUGCGGUCAGCAGUCAUUGCAGCAGGCAGAUCAUCGAGACGAAGGAUUUCUUCAACGUGAACGAAGCACUGUCUGGAGUUCCCCAGCCGAACGUCACCGGCGGCGAGCCUCCAGAGAUCGAGUUCGACGACGCACUAGCACGCUGGAUGGAUGGAAGGGAGAUACACAACCCCACGAAGGAGGAGGAGCGCAUCCACCACAAGGGCGUGCUCGCAGCCAAGCUGAAGGAGCUCAAGUCCUGGGUGGAGCUCGAAGCCUUCUGCCCCGUGCCUAGAGGAGCUGGCAAGAACGUCAUGGCUGGACGUUGGGUGCUGCGGUGGAAGAUCAUAGACGGCGCGAAGGCUGUCAAAGCGCGCCUGGUCAUUCGAGAUUUUAUGGACCAGCAGCAGGGCGGCCUCGACACAGCCAGCUUCGCUGCAAGGCGCACUUCACAGCGCCUCGUCCUCAGUGUCGGAGUGCAGUAUGGUUGGGCCAUCUUCAGCUGGGACAUCGGCAACGCGUUCCUGAGGGGGCUCAGCUUCGCGGAGAUCAAGGAGCAGGGUGCGGAGGUCAUGCGAGAUGCGUGCUUGGAUCCACCGGCAGACGUCUUCUCCAUCUUGCAAGAGUUCAAGGCAUUCAAGGGUGCCAGCAAGCCGACGCACCUGCUCAAGCUCCUCAAGGGCGCUUACGGUUUGAAGGACGCCUUUAGGUUAUGGAAGCUGCGCCUGGACCAGUAUCUAACUUCAGAACGAGGGUUUGAGCACUGCGGUAUCCAGCACAAGCAGCUAGACGACGGCAGCAUCACCAUCACUCAGGACCACUACAUCAAGGAGCUCAAGCCGAUCCCGCUCACAGCAGAACAGAGGUCGUCGCCGGGUGAUGUGGUGGGCGACGCCCUACAUGGACACUUUCUCGCACUAGAGGGCGGUCUAGAAUGGGCCGUCAAUACCAGACACGACAUCGCGGUCUACGUGGGAGCUCUCCAGCGUCACCAGAGGGCCCCCACUAUCAUGGAUGUGAUUAAUCUGAACCGCGUGCUGAGGUGGGCCAAACGCAAGCACUGCGUGAUUCGCUUUGAGAAGAUGUUGCCGCCAUUGCGUAUUCUUGUCAUUAGCGACUCAGCUUUCAAACGAGAGAACGGUGAGUCUAUGGCGUGCCGUGGACACAUACUUGCUUUGGCUGAGAAGCAGGACGACAACCCAGGCGGCAGAGCUCAUUGGCUAGAGGCCGUGUCCAAGCGACAUCUUCGAGUGACGAGAUCGACCUUCGCUGCAGAGAUCAACGGCAACUGGCCUGUGCGCAUGGAAGCGGUCAUCGACGCGGACUCCGUUUUCAAGUCCGUGACCGCCCAGGGCGUCAAGUUGCCGCUUGAGGAGUCACUCAUCAGUAUCGUGAUGGCCGUGAGAGAACAAUUUAGUCUUGGCCUCUUGGAGCGACUGUGGUGGUGCAGUGCGGUCGAUAUGCUAGCGGACGCCAUGACCAAGGGCGCGUGCGCACGAUAA
Molecule: messenger RNA, 1518 nt
Organism: Prorocentrum cordatum
Lineage: Eukaryota; Dinophyceae; Prorocentrales; Prorocentraceae
Source: the annotation of a GenBank genome assembly